Molecule: messenger RNA, 543 nt
Organism: Sphaeroforma arctica JP610
Lineage: Eukaryota; Ichthyosporea; Ichthyophonida
Exons: 2
Coding region: 1-543 (180 amino acids)
Source: RefSeq, a predicted model, not a curated record
AUGUCUCAGCCGCACAAUCCCUCAGGUAUCACCUUAAUAGACCGAAUCUUACAACAGCGAGUGUCGUUCGCCUGGCCGUCGGAGUUGCCGGACCCAGACAAUACCUUGCCGAUGCCUGCGGAUUGUGAUGACAACAGCGAUAAUGAGCAGAGAUUUACGUUGCCUGUUGCCGGUUGUGUGCCAGCCUCAUCGGAGAAGCGUACUCAGCGCUUGCACCCUGCCUGGGUUCGACGGGUGAUGGAGAAGUGGCAUGGGGUUGCUAUUGACCUGUUCGCUAACCGACGGAAUGCGCAAAUACCCUACUAUGCUUCUGACGAUCCAUGUGGCGGUACUUGGGGCGGUGAUGCAUUUACUAUUCCUCUUGAUGAGGAUUUCGGAUGGGCGUGUCCGCCGCGCGUUUCGGGUUUUUGGUUUCUACACUAUCUUCAGUCCUGUGAUAAAGCUUCUGCGGCUAUGGUCGUACCUGUUUGGUCUGGCGCUACGUGGUUUCCGCUGUUUUUGUCGGAUGUUGGUGGAUGUGCCUCUAGUAGUACUGCCUAUUGA